GAAAUCGGCUUGCUUGUUUCUCAACACAAGCAUGGAAAAAGUAAAGAGUUUUUAAAUCGAAAACCCAUCAAACGCCAGUUGCACUUAAAACUAUUCCAGUCACCCGAGGUAAAGACAAACUGCGGUAGUGAGUUAAUUCUGUUCCUGCAUGUAUGAUGCCAUCCAAGACUGAAGACUAUGAGGUGAUGCUCACCAUCGGCUGCGGAUCUUAUGGGAAAUGCCAGAAAAUUAAGAGGAGAUCAGAUGGAAAGAUUCUGGUAUGGAAGGUUCUGGACUAUGGCACCAUGGCCGAGGCAGAGAAACAGAUGCUGGUGUCAGAGGUCAAUCUACUCCGAGAGUUGAAGCAUCCAAAUAUCGUUCGAUAUUACGACCGAAUUAUAGACCGGACAAAUACAACGUUAUAUAUAGUGAUGGAGUACUGUGAGGGUGGAGAUCUUGCCAGUCUCAUCAACAGAUGCAUCAAAGAGAGACGAUACCUAGAGGAGGAAUUUAUCUUGCGUGUUUUGGCACAGUUGUCUCUGGCAUUAAAAGAGUGUCAUGGUAGAAGUGACGGCAGCAGUACAGUUCUGCACCGUGACCUGAAACCUGCAAACAUCUUCUUGGAUGUCAAACAGAAUGUAAAGCUUGGCGAUUUUGGUUUGGCUCGAAUACUCAACCAUGACACGAGCUUCGCCAAAACAUUUGUAGGAACUCCAUAUUAUAUGUCACCAGAACAGAUUAAUCGAAUGUCCUACAACGAAAAAUCUGAUAUAUGGUCGUUGGGAUGUUUACUCUAUGAGCUAUGUGCUUUAUCUCCCCCAUUCACAGCAUACAACCAAACUGAGUUGGCCGGAAAAAUCAGAGAAGGGAAGUUUAGAAGAAUUCCUUACCGAUACUCUGAGGAUCUGAACACACUCCUGUCAAGAAUGCUUAACUUAAAGGAUUACCUGAGACCCUCGGUGGAGUCCAUUCUGCAGAACAGCCUGAUCUCGGGACAUGUGGUCCAGGAACAGAAGAAGCUGCUGGAGAAACAGCGCCGCAAGUCAGUGGAUGUUGAGCAGCCCAAACAGACAGAGUUGGCACUUCUGGCAGAGCUGCGGCUGAAGGAGCAGAUUCUACGUGAGCGCGAGCAGACCCUCAAAGAACGAGAGCAGCGAUUAGAGCAAAGGGAACAGGAGCUGUGUGUCAGAGAACAACAAUCAAAUGAAAAGCUGGCCAGAGCUGAGAACUUGUUGAAGGCCUAUAAUUUGAUGCGCCAGCAAAGGACGCCAUCUCUAAUCAGUGACACAGAAAAUGAAGAGAAUGUCUCUCCAGGAAAGAAGAGGCUUCAUUUUGCAGGUGACGGCAAGGAGAACAGCAAACCUGAAAGGAGACCGUCUGCUAAAUCUCAAGAGCAGUGUCUUGUGAAGAGGCACCAGUGGGAAAACAUGCAUAUCCAGGCUCUUGAUGAAAAGGAAAAGCUGUACCCACUAAAGCCCAGAGAAAUGCAGGGCAUUCGCUAACCGCAUGCAUCAAACGAGAGCAAUUUACUACUGAAAACAUUGAUGCUGUCAAUCAAGUGAAGAGGCUUUUUAGCAGUGUACAUUAGGACGCUUUAAUUUAUUUGCGACAGCAUUUGUACAGUACAGCGGCAAAAGUAUAAGGCUGUUGAUUUUCAUUUAAUGCAUUUGAGAUGGGAAUCACACCAGACGAUUUUAUUAAAUGAUAAUGAGCUAACAUUCUUGCCAUUUUAUAAGUGUAUUACU
Molecule: messenger RNA, 1724 nt
Organism: Xyrauchen texanus (razorback sucker)
Lineage: Eukaryota; Metazoa; Chordata; Actinopteri; Cypriniformes; Catostomidae
Gene: nek2
Product: NIMA-related kinase 2
Exons: 10
Coding region: 153-1481 (442 amino acids)
Biological process (GO): protein phosphorylation
Molecular function (GO): protein kinase activity; ATP binding
Source: RefSeq, a predicted model, not a curated record